Cinara cedri is the source of this 9565-nucleotide messenger RNA. Lineage: Eukaryota; Metazoa; Arthropoda; Insecta; Hemiptera; Aphididae. The record is from the annotation of a GenBank genome assembly.
UGAUAACAAUGAUCUGUGAAUGGUCAAACAUUGUGCCAGACUGAUGUUUUUAUUAUUAAAAUAUUAAUCUUUGUUAUUUGUGAGUUUUUAGUUGUUAUUUUAUUUCUAAACGUGUCGUCUUGUGUAAUACUUUUUCUUAUUUCCUCAAACCCAAAUAAUAGACACGCCAUAAUAAUAAUAACAUUUAUGCUUGUUCACAUCAAUAAUGUUCUAAAGACAGUGCGUAUGACGUUCACCUACUAAAGUUUUUAAUCUGAUUAACAAUCUUCAUCGGGGAGUACUUAAUAUAGUUAUUAUAUAGUUAUUGUACCACCAGUUAUUAAUCACCACACAUACACACUGCAAGCUAUGUAAGUACCGAGUAAUAAUCUAUAGUUUGUAAUUUAGUAAAUUUGGACACAUUUCAACUUUUGACAUUUCCGAAGCUAAUGUACAAACAACUGUGUAUAGUUGUUAUCUCGAUUUCUAGUUAGACUAGCUAACUUUGUAAAUUCGUUUACCUACCUACCUAUUUAUAAUACCUAAUUGAUUUUAGUUUUUAGACUAAUUUUAUUUCUUUUUUCUUUUAGUUUUUUUUGGAUACGUUAUGUACAAUAAAAAUCAAAUCUAUUAAUUUCAAAUUUUUGAUAGGCACUAUCUAAUAAAUAUUUUAUGACCUUUGGUCACGAAAUAAGACUUGUUAGUAAGGGACCAAAUUUUAAUGCUAAAUGCACUUAUUUUUGAGUGAUAUUAGACAAUGCAUUCUAGGUACUUGCAUAACUUGAUUCAUGUAACAGACUUCAAAGGUAAAACUUUUAUUUUGCCUCUUUUUGAUUUUUAGUGCAUUUUUUUCGUUUUAUUAUAUAUUUGUACAAUAUAUGAGUAGGUAUAAUAUAAUAUAGUAUUUGUACAUAAUAUGACCUUCAAUUAAAUACAUUUGGUAUACCUAUUUAACCUAUAAUACAAAUUAGUAAUUUAAAUUUAGCUAAUUCAAAAUAUGUUUUUCUGAUUUUCCAGUCGAUCAGUCAAAUACAGUCCCUCAGUCAAUACUAUCUUUACUAGACAAGUCAAAUUUCUCAAUUAUUAUUAUUUUUUUUUUUCUAAAUAAAAUAAAAAUAUUAUAAAUUACUCAGUAAAAUAAUAUAUUUAAAAAUGUGUAUUAUUUUUUAAUGGAAUUUUCCCUCUAUAAUGCAUUUUUUAGCUUUUUUAUAGAGCAUUUAUCAAUGUUUUUUAGUGCAUUUAAAUUUGGGCCCUACUUAUAAGCUUUGGUUAUUUUGUAUGUUUCCAUAGAGUUACCUAAUUUUACUCUCUGGUUGUUUCUUGCAAAUAUUGUGCCUAAACAACACAACUUAUAUGUAUAUAUAUAUUAAGAUAUAUAUCUUAAUUUGUGCAAAACAUCCAAGCAUUCGCAGUAAAAUCUAGAAAUUAAUAAAAGGAAUUGCCAUUAACAAUCCUACUGGAUGUUUGACUGUUUAGGCAACACACCUAUAGUAAUAUUUUAGAUAUGUACCUAAUAAUAUUUUUAUAAUUUUUCAGAUAAUAUACAUUUACGUUUAAUUCAGUUCUAAAAUGUUUAAAUUUAAUACGUCUAAUAAACACUCUAAUAAUACUCAAACUGAUAAAGAUCUCAAGGAAGAAGGUAACCGGUUAUUCAGUUACAAACAAUAUGAAAAGGCAAUUGAGUGUUAUAAUAAAGCCAUAGUGAGUAAAAUUAAUAAUUCCUUAUAUUUUUUUUAACUAUUGUGUAUUAAUACAUGUUUUUAAAUAUGCAGAUAAAAAAUCCAGUAGUUCCUAUAUAUUUUACUAAUCGAGCUUUAUGUUUCUUGAAGCUAAAACAAUGGGAUAAAGCAUGUACAGACUGCCGACGAGCUUUAGAAAUGGAUUUUAGUUUCAUAAAGGGUUGUUUUUUCCUGGGCAUUGCACUAAUUGAGUUAGGAAGUUAUGACGAAGCUAUAAAGCAAUUACAAAGAGGUAUAACAUUUCUGUUUGAAUUUAUUCUAAAAAUAUUGUGUUCAUUAACUUAAAAUUGAUGUUGUUUAUUAUCAGCUCAUAAUUUGACUAAAGAGUAUAAAGUUAAUUACGGUGAUGACAUAACAAGUCAACUUAGAAGAGCUCGUAGACUGAAAUGGGAAAAACAAGAAGAAGUAAGACAAAAUCAAGAAAUUGAACUAUUGGUGAGUAAUAAAAAAAUAUUUGUGCCAUUUGAAAUAACUAUUGUUCUGUUCAAUAUUUUUUUUUGAUACAUAUUUUUUUUUUAAAUAAUUAGUACUCUUUUAGGCUACAGUUUAUACAUGAAUCUUUUUUUUAGAGGAGGGACCCCUAAUAAAAAAAUAAAACAUUUUGUUACAAUUUUUUUAAAAAAAUUCAAAAUAGUAAUUUUCAGAAAAUUUUUGAUUGUUGAUACUUUUGCUAAAGUAUGGUUUUUUUAUUUUAUAAGAUUUUAUUGAAAAUUUUAAUUAUUUUUCUUUUUAAUCAUAACAAUAUUGUUUAUGAAUAUAAAUAACCAUUAUUGAUUUACUUUUCCAAUACCCAUUACCUACAAUAUGAUAAUAUUAUUGCGUGAUAUUAACUCAUGAAAAAGAAAAUCCUUGUCAUGUGCCCUGUCUUAUAACUGAUUAAAUAUUGUAAUAAAAUAAUCACAAUAGGUAAUAUUCACAUUUGCAAAAACUUCAAAAAAUUAUAGAAAAUAAAAGACCAUACUUAAAUAAGUUUCAACCACCAAAAAUUUUCUAAAAAUCUGUUUUACAAAAUGGCUAUUUUGAAUUUUUAAAAAAAAAUUGUAAUUUUUUUAUUUUAAGUCCCUCUUCCCCUAAAAAAAAAUGUAUAAACCGUAGCAUUAUUAAUUUUUGGCAUAAUAAUUAUUUAAAAUAAAUAUAUAUCAAAAAUAUUGAAUAAAACAAAAGUUAAAAUAUAAUAAGAUAUUAAAUAAUAUCUAUUAUAUUGUAAAAGUAUAAAUACCAGUAAAUUCUAAGAUUUACCAAAAACUGUUGGUAAAGAUCCCAGUUUCAGACUUAUGAUUGAUUUUGUUUAAAGCUUUGACACAAAAAAUAGUUUGAUUAAACUCUAAAUGGUUUUGUGAUUUGGACUUUUACAAGUGAGUCAUGAUAAAUCUUAGAAUAAACAAUCGAUGUUGGUAAAGGUUCGAAAGUUCAAAUUUUUAUUUCAUUCAUUCAAAUUCCCAGAAAGUAAAUCCCAUGCAACCAGUCUUUCAAUGUAAUCUUAAAUAGUAACAUGUAAACCUGCUUUGUUGAAAAGAAGUGUAAAAGCAAGAAAUAACUACUUGAGUAGCAAACCUCUGUCAUUAGAGGUGAAUUAACAUGGCAAGUGCAAUAUAGGGAUGGAACUUAUUUUUUAAGUAUCAAUAAUUUAAGUGUGAGAAAAUUGAUAUAUCAAUACAUCUAACAUUAAAUAUGUAUUUAUAUAUAUAUGUACUAGGUGAUUCAUUAAAGUGGGUACACUCAAUAUCUCGAAAAGUAUUAACUUUUUCCGGAAUUCAAUUUUUAGAACAUUUAAGAAACAAGCUGGUCCACAAUUUUAUGUUUGUGUUAUUUUUUUCACCCUUAUUUUUGGGGUUAAAACCACUACUUACUUUGGAUUUUCAAAUAGCUAUAAUCUAUAUUAAAAAUUCAACAAAUGGAUGGAUUUUGGUGCUUAAAUUUUUGAUUUUUGUCAAUCUGUUGAUGAUAAAUUUUAGAGUAAAAAUUAUUUAUUUCCAUUGAUCUAUUGACAAGAUAUACCACUUUUAGUUUUAAGUUGGAUGAGAGUAGUGGUGCAUUAUUAACACAUCGCUCGCCAUACUGCCACACUAAUAAUACUCCACUAGUCUCCUUCAACCCAAACUUUAAAGUGGAAUAUCUCGUCAACGGAUUGCCGGAAAUAAAAAAUUUUAACUCUGAAAUUUAUUUUAACUAAUUCUCAAUCUAUUUAUGGACUUUUUAAUUUAGGUUGCCAUUUGAAAAUCAAAAGUAAGUAGUGGUUUUACCCCAAAAAAUAACACAAAUAUAAAAUUUUGGAAAAUCUUGUUUCUUAAAUGUUCUAGAAAACAAAUUUUGGAAAAAGUUAAUACUUUUCGAGAUAAUAAGUGUACCCACUUAAAUGAAUCAUCUGUUAUAUGUAUCAAUUGUUCUUAUACAUGUAAUUAUACUGUAGUUUAGCAGAAAAUAUAAACAAUUAAUAUUCAUUUUAACAUCAUUUUUAUCGCAUUUUGUUUUUAUAUUUUAUUUUGUUGACCUAUAAGAGUGAGAGUAAUGAUGAAUGAUCAUAAAUAUAAUACUAUUACUCAUUCCACAUUACCAAUAAAAGUAAUUAAAAUAUCAAAAAAAACUUAGAAAAAAGUUUAUUUUUGUCAUACCUAUUUUCAUAAUUGUAUAAUAAUAAUAAUAAUACCUACUUUUGAACAUCCAAUGAUGUAUAUCAUUAUGUAUACCCGAAAGUCAAAAAGCUGAGUUAAUAAAAUAUAAUGGCAGAUAAAUUAUUUUUAUUCAUCGAUAUACAAAUUCUUAUAGUAUAAAAUAAAAUUAUAAAUGUUGUGUUAAAAUACAAUGAAUGACAAAAUAAUUUUUUAUUAAUUAUUAACAAUUUAAAAUAUAAUAUUAUAAUUUUAUUAAAUAAUGUUAACAUUUUUUUUCAUCAAGUGAUGAUAAAAACACAAGUUUUCAAACAUUUUUUAAUUUAAUCUUGUUCGUAAAAUGAAUAUCAAAUUCCCAGCUUUAGAAAAUAACCAUUAACUUGGAACACUGGAUGCCACAACAGACUAAUAUUUCUUAGCUACAAUUUUUAAAGUUUCAAAUGAAUUAUUAUCCCCAAUACUGAAUUGAUGUUUAAUUUCAUGCAAUUAUAGACUGUUUUAAGUAAAGUUUUUUUUCAUAUUUAAUUCCAUUUUUAGGACCAUUUAAUUCUUGGUAUUGUUUUUUAUUGUGUUCUGUCCGAAUAUCAUUAGUGAUUUGUGUAGAUAUGAUUGAAGUUAAAGCUGUUGAAGAUGCUAAUAUUAUUAUUAUUUAUAUUACCUAAAAUUAAAAUUAAUUUUAGUAUUAAAUAAUUUUAUUCUAUAGGUAUCUAUUAGUAUAUAAUGUUUAACUUCACCAACCGCCCAAACCUGAGAAAUUAUGCUUAACCUCUUAUUUUACUUACCCUCCCGUUCUUUUGGAUAAAAAAAAUAUCCUAUAACACUCUGGUAAAGAUAAAGAAUUGAACAAAAAAAUUUUUGACAAUAUACCUACCUAUACAUAAAGUAGUUUUCAAAAUUAAAGUUAAGUUAGCUUUCAAUAACAUAAUGAAGAUUAUAUUGAAAUUCAACCAAAAUGUUAUACUUUAAUUCACCUAUAAAAAAACUCUAAUUCCUGAAAAUUUUCUCAAUAAUAACAUUUUUUUAAAAAAAAUGAAAUUUCUGACUACAACCAUCAUUGAUUAUUAAUCCUAACAUUUACCAUAUCUUGUUUGUAAUAGUCUGAACUACAAACAUUAUUCAGGGUUUGAUUAAACUAUUUGUACCUCCUAGGUUUAACCGAAAACAAAUCAAAAUCUAAAAUUCAGACAUUUACUGAUAUGGUCUUAACAACCCUAGGAUUUACUGGUUAAAUCUAGGUAUAACAUAGAAUUUGAAUGUUUAAAGUAAUGCACUCAUAAAUUUCUAUAGGUAUACAUAUUAUUUUUAGUUGUAUAUUGCUUGCAUUAAUAAUUUAAUAAUUUUAUUUUAUUUUAUAAGUCAUACUUAACAAAAUUAAUGGACGAUGACAUGGCCCGUAAAAUCAAUGACAUUAAAACACCAUCUAAAAAUGAAGCUGAAAUUGAAGAGUAUGAUAAUUCUGUAAUGGAAAUAAAAAAUCAAAGUGUAGGUUUUUUGAAUAUUUAAUAAUAAAUUAAACUUGUUUAAAAAAUAAUGAAUUAUAAUUUAAAUUUUAGGAAAAGUAUGCUGCUGAACUUCAUACCAUAUUUUCCAAGAAUGAUGACAGGCGUAAGGUAAUUGAAAUACUGAUUAUUUGUUAUAUAGUAAUAAUAAAAUAACAUCUAAUUACAUUGCAUGUAAACAUUUUUUAUUAGAAACGUGAAGUACCAGAUUAUUUAUGUGGUAACAUAAGCUAUGAUAUUUUGAGAGAUCCUGUUAUUACUCCAAGUGGUAUAACCUAUGACCGCAAAGAUUUAGAGGAACACUUAAUGGUAAAUAUUUUAUGAUUAAUUAUAAAAUUAAACAAUUGAAAAAUAUAAAUUUAUAUUGUAAGUAUUUAUAUUUAAAAUAAAUAUGAUAUAUUAUCAUAGACUCUAAUCACUACUUAUCAUUUUCUGUAUUAACUUUAACUUAAUACGUAUAAUAUUAUUAAAUUUCAUCUAUAGAAAGUUGGACAUUUUGAUCCUGUGUCACGCCAGAGUUUGACUGUUGAUCAACUUAUUCCUAACUUGGCUUUAAAAGAGGCAGUUGAAGCAUUCGUUAAGGAAAAUGAAUGGGUAAACUACUAUUGCACUUUGUAAACCUAAAAUAAAAAAAAACAAAAAUAUUUAACCUUAAUUACUUUUAAGUACUUUUUAUUUCAAUUUCUAAUACAAUGUUUGUAUCAUUUGUGAACAUUUUUUUUAAACCAAAAGAUAAAUUCUUACUCUUUAUCCAUUUUAGAUUUUAUCUCACACAUAACUAUACUAUAUUCUGAAUUAGAAUACAUUGGUUUGCGCAUGCACAUUCACAUGCUGCUAGACUCUUGAAUCGGUAACCUGCCACUGACUUGAGUUUAAAAUUAAUAAUAUCAAUUUAAUGAAUGAAUGCACCUUGUUUGUUUAAAGUUAAAUGUCUAUAUAAUUUGUUUAUAAGUAUUUUUUCAAGUAAUUAUUUUUAAUUAUAAAUUUAUUCCUUCUUUUUAUUAUUAUUAUUACUAUUAUUAUAAUGUUAUUAUUGGAUCUGUAAAUCUGAUUUUGAUGAAGUCUAAGUUAACAAUACUUUUUUUAACCUUACAAAUUUAUUAUGUCUGCAAGUCAAAAUAUAAACUUUAUAAUUCCUGACCAUUUCUAUAUUUUAUAUUUAUCUUUGUACUAUUAUAUUAUAUUUUUUUAAUAACUGAUUUAUGUUUCCAUAAUAAUCACUAAUUAUUUAUAUUAAUUGGCUGAUUUCAUAGACAAAUAAUUGUCUAAUAGAGUAAGAAUGAUCUUAAACAAUGUAUUAAUUUUAACUAAAUUAAACAAUGAAUUAAUAUAAUAUAAUUACAAAUUAGGCUUAUGUCAUUAGAAAAAAAAAUAUCAACAGAUUAUUGGGUCUUGAGUUAUUAUUGAGUUAAAUAAUAAAAUAAUAAAUAAAAUGUUGUCUGUGUUAACUACUGAUUAAUCACAAAUGGUACACUUUUUCUCAUUCACUAAAUUGAUUUAUACAGGAUGUUGCACGGUAAUUGUGUCAAACUUCAGGAGGUAUUUCUACCCCUCAAAUGCAACAAAAAAAUCUUCAUAAUCACUACAGAAUUGUCAAUUGUAAGGGAGAUACUUUUGUGUUUUUUGGUUGAAGACAAGUUAAAUUAUUUAUAACAUUGAUAUCUAUUAAACUGUUCAUUGUACAAUAAAUUUGAUACACUGAUAAAAAGGUUUUUUAAAUUAGCGUUAAGAAAACAUAUCUUAUGAGGUUUCUACCUCAUUUUUUGAGUGAUAAGAAUAACACAAAUCUUUUAUUAAUUCAAAAUGUUGAAGUUUUAAAAAAUUUCAUUCAACUGAAAAAACACAAAAGUCAAAGUAUCUCCCUUAUUAUUGAUAAUUCAACAAUGGUUAUGAGGAUUUUUUUGUUGCAUUUGAGGUGUAGAAAUACCUCCUGAAGUUUGACACAUUUAUCUGUGCAACUCAAUAAAUGAUAAUAAAUGUAUACAAUGAGAAUUGUUAAAAUUAAUGUUUUAAGUUAUUUGAAAAUUGUAUACCCAUUAAUUUUUUAUACAGUAGACACCGCUUAUUGGGUUGGGCUCAUGGUUAAUUAACUCAUUUGGUUAUUGAAUUCAAACAGGUUCGUGAUUUACACAUUACUAACGCAUUGAAUAAUAUUUGUCUAUUGGACUUAUCACAUCAGUUAAUGGGGUCAAUUUUUUUUAACUGUACUUUGAAAAAUAUAAAUUUUUUGCUUGGUGGUCAAAGAAAGUACUAAAUUUGACAAUUUUUUCAAUAUUCAAAAUACAAAAUAUUCAAAAUGGUUUAUUUUAAAAAUAAUUGAUCACUAAAUUACCAGAUUUUUUCACAAAUUACAUUUAAAAAUAUGUAGAUCUUUUUAUUCUUGAAUCUUUCACUUUUACUCGUUCAAUUAAUGGACUCAAGUGCCCUGAUCAGUGAUAGUCCAAUAAGCGGUCUCUACUGUAUUUCAUUUCAUAAUGUAAAAGUACAAUUUAAGAAAAAGUUUUAGUUAGAGAUGUAAUUAAAAAUUAGGGUUUGUAACAUCUCUAGUUUUAAUAAAUAUGUUUAAACAUAGAACAUAUAAAUUUUAAAUUGUAUAUUUUCAGAUAAUGUAUGUUAUUUAAAUUCUGUAAUCAAUAAUAUUAUAAUAUUUUUAUUUUAUGUAGUUCUUUGCUUGAUUUAAUGUGUCAUUUAUAUAUGUAAUAUGAUUUUAGUUUUGUAAUGUUUAAAUUUUAUGUUAUUUUUUAUCUGUUUGUAUUUGAUUUAACCUUGUUAAUUAUAAAAAAAAAGAAGUCCUAGGAUAAUGGAGAUGGGUGCUGCCACUGUUAUAGGUAAUGUAAUGUAUACCUGUAAGCAACAUUAAACCAUUGCUAAUGAAAAAGACAAUUCUGACCGUAGUUUAGUUGAGAGUGAUACUUUGUCAACAAUAUAUAUGUCAUAUGGUAAAACGAUUAAAUAUCUUAAUUAUAUAUUAUCUUUAAUAAUAUUUGUUUAAUUUUGUAUUUAUUUUUCAGUUUUUUAUGCAUUUUUCCCUGGUUUCCUACGGUUUUUCACAUUUGCUGGGAAAACAAUUAAAAAAUCGAAAAAUUACCUUCUUAAAGUAACUUCCCAGUUUUUCUCAGUUAUUAUUAAAACCAAUUGAAGAAUAACAAAAAUGACCAUCCUGAACCACAGACAUAAAAUUUCCUUUCAGAAAAUAAGCUACACUUGAUGCAUAGGAGUAAGAUUUCUAGUAGAAAAAUGUGCACAACAAAUUUAGGGGUAUUUUUCGAUUAAAAUGGUCGAGUGAGCAAUAGCUGGGUUUCUAGGUACACCUGAAAUGCAUUUAUUUUUUUUCUGUUAAGAUAGAGAAAUAAGUAUAAAACAUUUUUCUCCAAACACGGGUUUGAACUCGUGCACUCUAGGAUAACAACAAGUAUAUAUAACCAUUCAGCUAUAACAAACACAUUAAAUAAAACACAAUAUAGAAUUAUUUAACAUAACAAGUAAUAUCCUCAAUAUCAGAACUUCAAAAAGCUAUAAUUUCAAAACUUAGUCCGCUCAAUUCUCACUUCACCAUAGUUUUUAAAUCGGUAAUAUAUGUAGUUCGAAAAAAAAAUUCCACACAUUUUUUUAUUCUAACGGUUUUUGUCAAAACUUCAUAUUAAGAUUCCUGUAUAAAAAAAAAUACUACAUUAAACUUAAUUUUUUUUUAAACACUAAGUAAUAAGACUCUUAAUGAACCUUUUGUUAAAUUUUCAAG